AUGAAGAAAUCAUCAAGCACCAAUUUGCAAUAUCAAUCUAGUCAAAGAAAAAAGAAUCCAAAUUUUCAAGAUAUUACAGAAACUGAUUCAACCAAGAAAAAUUCAGGACUCAAAAGUUUCAUAUCUAUUGUGAAAAAACUUGCUUUGAUUUUUAGUAGCAAAAGCAAAAAAACAUCUUCAAAUGUUGUUGGAAGUGAUGACAGAAAGAAUACAUCAAAAACAAGAUUUAUGGUAUCAUCUUCAACUGAUUUAUCAUCUGAAAGUGGCAAUAAGAAUUCAUCAAAAUGGAAAUUUUCUUCUUCCUAUGCAUCAUCUAGUACUACAAGUGGACAGCUUGGAAUUGGAAAUUUUACUUUUGAUGAAAUUUUUAAGUCAACUGCGAAAUUCUCGCCGGAUAAUCAGAUUGGUGAAGGUGGAUUUGGAACUGUUUAUAGAGGGAAGCUUAAUGAUGGGACUAUUGUUGCCGUGAAGCGGGCGAAGAAGGAAGCUCUGCAGAGUCACUUAUAUGAGUUCAAGAAUGAAAUAUACACUUUAUCAAAAAUAGAGCACUUGAAUCUUGUGAGAUUAUAUGGAUAUUUGGAGCAUGGAGAUGAGAAGCUUAUUGUUGUUGAGUAUGUUGCUAAUGGAAAUCUCAGAGAACAUUUAGAUGGCACUCGAGGCGAUGGCCUAGAAAUCGGUGAGCGUCUAGACAUAGCAAUUGAUGUAGCUCAUGCAAUAACUUACCUUCAUAUGUACACAGAUAAUCCGAUUAUACAUCGAGACAUCAAAGCGUCAAACAUCUUAAUUAGUGAGAAUUUAAGGGCUAAAGUUGCAGACUUUGGUUUCGCAAGGUUAUCCGAAGACCCUGGUGCAACUCAUAUUUCGACUCAAGUUAAAGGAACAGCUGGUUAUAUGGAUCCUGAGUACUUGAGAACAUAUCAACUCACAGAAAAGAGUGAUGUUUAUUCCUUCGGCGUAUUGCUCGUUGAAAUGAUGACAGGAAGACACCCUAUUGAGCCGAAGAAACAAAUCGACGAGAGAGUCACAAUCAGAUGGGCAAUGAAGAUGCUAAGGAAAGGGGAAGCUGUGUUUGCAAUGGAUCCAAGAUUGAGAAGAAAUCCAGCCUCCAUCAAGGCAAUGAAGAAGGUUUUCAAGUUAGCUUUUCAAUGCCUUGCACCUUCCAUACAUUCAAGGCCACCUAUGAAGAAUUGCGCCGAAGUUCUAUGGGGAAUCCGUAAAAGUUUUAAAGACGAAAUCGCUCCUAUUCCUAUCUUACCUUCUCAUCAAUCCGAAAACAUUCCUCAGAGAGAAAAGAAUAAACAUAUAGUAUUUGGUAUUGAAGAUGAUGACAGCUAUAAAUUUACCUCCGCGCCUAAUCACAUUCGAUCAUGA
Messenger RNA from Vicia faba (fava bean), 1371 nucleotides. The record is from the annotation of a GenBank genome assembly. Lineage: Eukaryota; Viridiplantae; Streptophyta; Magnoliopsida; Fabales; Fabaceae.